Pseudophryne corroboree (corroboree frog) is the source of this 5350-nucleotide messenger RNA. RefSeq names its product endothelin receptor type B-like. Gene Ontology annotation, biological process: endothelin receptor signaling pathway; enteric nervous system development; vasoconstriction. The coding region runs from base 282 to 1586 and encodes 434 amino acids. Lineage: Eukaryota; Metazoa; Chordata; Amphibia; Anura; Myobatrachidae. The transcript has 8 exons. Gene Ontology annotation, cellular component: plasma membrane. Gene Ontology annotation, molecular function: endothelin receptor activity. The record is from RefSeq and is a predicted model, not a curated record.
UACAGUAUAUAGUCACUGGUCCUAGUAACAGCAUCGUAUACAUCAAAGUGGAGUAAACUUCACCAUUACACUCUGACACAGUGUAGAGGACUUGUGAUUCCAUGGAUCUAUUCUGUAACUUCUCGGCUAAGAUAUGCACUGUGUGGAUACUUUAAAGCAGAGGUGCUUUGAAUAAGCGAAGUCAGGACACUGCUAUACUACAGGUUACUAAUGUGGUAAAAGAGACAUCAGGGUGGAACCUUCAGAUCUUCCUAGUAUUAUAGCUGUAAAUCAAGGGCACAAUGCCUGCCGGGCCCAUCAUUGCUGUUUGGAUGGUUUGCCUACUGGUUGGCGUUUCCUGCCAAUAUUCCCCCACACCACAAUAUUUGGAAGAGAUCUCUGACUUAUCACAGACAUCAAGCCAGGAGCAAGCCGGCCACAUCCUACAGCUGGAUACCAACCAAAAUGUUAAGGCUAGCAAUAUCUCGCAGGAGGAUUACAGGAAUAUGCUGCCACAACGACCACCUCCAUGUCUAUCCCGCUCUAAGAUCAAGCACGCCUUUAAAUAUGUCACCACCAUACUGUCCUGUGUCAUUUUCCUGGUGGGGAUUGUAGGAAAUUCAACACUGUUAAGAAUCAUCUACAAAAAUAAAUGCAUGAGAAAUGGACCAAACGUCCUUAUUGCCAGCUUGGCAUUGGGAGACCUGUUCUAUAUCCUAAUCGCUAUUCCCAUCAAUAUAUAUAAGCUGCUGGCGGAGAACUGGCCAUUUGGAGCCCAUGUGUGCAAGCUGUUUCCCUUUAUUCAGAAGGCCUCGGUGGGUGUCACUGUCCUGAGUCUUUGCGCACUGAGCAUAGACAGGUAUCGAGCGGUGGCCUCCUGGAACCGAAUUCAAGGCAUUGGAAUCCCAGUGUGGAAAGCUAUAGAGCUCACUUUGAUCUGGGCAGUUGCAAUCAUUCUGGCUGUCCCAGAAGCCAUUGCCUUUGACUUGGUGGAAUUGGAAUUUAAGGGGCAAAUUAUGCGAGUCUGCAUGUUGCCGCAAGAGCAGUCAUCAAGAUUUAUGACGUUUUACCAAGAAGUGAAGGUAUGGUGGCUCUUUGGCCUUUACUUCUGCCUGCCCCUGGUCUGCACCGGGAUCUUCUACACACUGAUGUCCUGCGAGAUGCUGAGCAUGAAGAAUGGGAUGAGGAUCGCACUGAAUGAUCACAUGAAGCAGCGGAGGGAAGUGGCUAAGACAGUAUUCUGUUUGGUGGUGAUAUUCGCCCUCUGCUGGUUACCUCUGCAUGUGAGCAGCAUCCUGAAAAAAACGGUGUAUGACGGAAGAGAUCCACACAGGUGUGAGCUACUCAGCUUCUUCUUAGUCAUGAAUUACAUUGGGAUCAAUAUGGCCUCCCUGAAUUCCUGCAUAAACCCUGUGGCGCUCUAUUUCGUCAGCAGAAAGUUCAAAAACUGCUUCCGGACCUGCCUUUGCUGCUGGUGCCACCGCCCAAGUUUAACAAUCACACCAAUGGAUGAAAAAGGUUCUGGAGGAAAAUGGAAAGCCAAUGGUCACGACUUGGUUCUGGAUCGCAGCAGUUCUCGUCUCACAAACAAAUACAGUUCUUCCUGAGAGCAAAUUAAAGAUUACAGAUGCCAUUUCCUACCUUCUGAUCGCUCAGUGUAUAUUCUGCACUCAGGCGGUUGGAAUGCCCUGUGGGCAGUUUUUUGCAGAGAUGGCAUCCUGCGUGUGUAACGUUUCCAUUUAUUUCAGGCUCAAAAACCGAGGACCACCAAGAUUAACGGAUACAUUACAACUGGAAAAUGUGACAAUCAGCGAUUUGAGUCUCGCUCCACCAACCUCAUCAAAUCAGGUUUCCAAUCCAGAGCCUCUACUCAUUGAGAAGAAAUGAAGCGGUCCCGGCUAGCCUAGGAUAUAUGGAAACCUUACACAGCCAUACAUUUUCUUAGGACAAUAUUCUAGUUACUGUGCCAUUAAGUGAACGUUGCACAUAUGAACUGCCUAACACUGCCAUCAAAAUUGAUCAUGUAAUAUAGUUUUGGAGGUUUUUUUUUCUGCUAGUCAACAGAUUUUCUAAAUUUAGGUCAUGACUUUGUAUGCUGUAACAUAUAGAAAAGGAGCACUUACAUAUCCUUUAUGUCAGGCCUAUACAAUGAACGACUCGCCAACAGAUGAUGACCUACCAGACUCAGAGCUGGGUAAUCUGCAAUAUAAAUUACACCUGCACCAGUUCCUUGAACUGGCAUUAUAUAACGUUUGCUGUCAUGUAAAGGUUGUUUUAAAACCAUAAUUCAACCAAAUAUGUAUUUUAGUUCUAUACAUACAUAAUUUUUUUUUUCUAAUAGUAUGGUCAAAAUUGGUGUAAAGUUAAAAGUAUUCCAGCUAGGGAAAGCCCCCCUCCCAUCCUCUGGAGGAGCAGACCCAUGGAUCACAGCUUCCAAUAGCUGAGAAAAACAGCCACUGAUAGCAUUUGUUAGUAGGGCUAGAUGAGUGGAGAAAAUGAUGGCUCCUGUAGUACUCAUGAGUUAAGGGCCUAGAGGCCAAGGGACUGACCACGAGAUAAGGGGCCCAGAGUCCCAGGGACUGACCAUAAGAUAAGGGGCCCAGAGUCCCAGGGACUGACCACGAGAUAAGGGGCCCAGAGUCCCAGGGACUGACCACACUCUGCACUGUUACUCUGGCUUUCAUUUAAGGAAAACAUAAAAUUUGACUGAGAAUAACUUACAAGACUUAGAAAAGAACAACCUACUGUAUAAUAUCAGAUUUUUGUGAUGUAUCACACCUUCUAAUAAAAAAAAAAAACACAAGAGGAAAAAUUGCCUAUAGCAAAAAACAGCAUCUAGCUAUCAUUUUACAGUACUAGAUUACUAAUUAUAGCUAGACUCUAAUUGGUUGCUAUGGACAACUGCUCCACUUGUCCUCUUUAGAUCACUAAACGGAUCUGUAACCCAUAGUAACAAAAAAAAAAAAAAGGUAUUGUUUAAAUGAUACCUAGAGAAAGCCAAUACUGUAUAUGAAUAGUUGCCACCAUUUAAAACACAUGCACACCACUUCUAAUGUUAUUUUUUAUUUUUUUUAAACCAUAGAGUGCAAUAAAAAGUUUUAAGGAUUAGUUGAUAACAGUUUAAAGACCACUCUGCUGACUCCCCACAGCCCAGCAUGCAAGCUAUGUGGCCCUUUCAGCUUUGUGGCAUGGUUACAAGGUAAAUUGGAGAACUGGAUAUCAAAGUGAUGGACUUUACCUUAAUUACACUUGUAGGCAGCGUAAUAGCCGAGAGUUACUGACCAAAGCACAUUUUGUAGAUCAACAGAAAGGAAACUGAGAAAAGAAAAGCAGUAAGUGCCUUAUACAGUCUUAUAACAUGUACAUAGAUUUAUAGACUCUGUAUGCUGGAAAUGUUCUACUACUUCUACCACACAAUGCCUCCGAUAACUGCAUGUCCUAAGCGGGAGGUCAGAGGAACUUCAAAUUAGAAACACUGUGGCGUUAAAGAGAGGAUGAUAAUGACUUUAGAAGAUGAUUACCUCACCCCCACCCCCGAUGAACUAAACAGGUUUCACCUGCUCAUAAAGCCAUAGUGUAUGGUUUUCCUUGCACCAAAGAUGGCUCAGGACAUACCUAGAACUAUCCAGUUGUGUUUAAAAUAAAAAAUGUUUGCGGAAGACAAUCUAAUACAAUGGGAUGGACAUACCAACCAUUACUCUGGUCAAGUUUGAGGACUCUUUUAUACAUUAACAAUGUGGCUGAAUUUAACUGAAAUUUGCACAAUGUAAUUGUCCUACUAAGUCAGGUUGUCAGCUUUCUGACCACACCGUAUGUAACAGUAGCCAAUUGCAAAAUCUGCCAGAUAAAUAUCUGGUACAAGAACAGAUUGCCUUUUAUUGAUUUAAGAAAACGCACCUUAAUUGGUGUGAUAUCCUGGUGUGGGGGAUGAAGAUUUAAUUAUGAGGAGCUGAAGAGUAACAAUCAACUAUGCUAUUUAUUCCCAGCUACAGGAGAAUGUGCAGCAGUGAUCAGUGACCAAUAGUAACAGGUCAGGGUUGUAGAGUGCCCAGCCGGGCGCAGGAAGGCCAUUCAGUACUUAUGGCAUGUGGGCAAUCCAUUCACUAACAACCGGUGGCUUUACUGAUUUUUCUAAUGACCAUUACAUAUACCGCUUUCACAUCGCUAUACCUGUUGGCACCCGUGACUUGUGCACGGGUCCUUCCCAGGUGCGGCCCGGUUAAGACCCUUUCAGACUGGCGGCACCAACCCGGCAUAUUGCCGGCUUGGUCACUUCAGAGGUGAUGUAUGCGGAGGUGGCGUCUAGAGAACAGAUCAUCUCCAAGCGCUGCCUGUCCCUCUAACGCCGCCUCUGCCUAUACUGUGAACGGGUCCUGGGUGGCAUCGACCCGGCAACCCGUUCACACUGCACCUGACACAGUAAUAACCCUGCUUUAUUCCCAGGUUGAAAUACUGGGUCAGGUGACCCGGGACUUCGGGACUUACCCCUUUCACACUGCAUAUCGACCUGCCAAUAUACUGGGUUAUUUGUGCGCUGUGAAAGGGGUAUUAGAAGGUACAGGUUUUCCGGCGACACCGGAAAGCGAGAAUAGGCGACCUAGGCUUCUUAUAUUCAAAGAGGUUUCGACAUGUCAGGCAUAUGUCAAACACUUUUUGGUUGCCCCCACUUCUGAAUACAUUUCACUUCAUCAAUGUACAUAGUUAUUAAUGUAGUAUAACAUGUAUUAUCAGCUGUUCUGAACUGUAUUCGUUCACAUGGUCGACCAUGUUAUGGUCGACAGUCAUUAGGUCGACCACUAUUGGUCGACAUUGACAUGGUCGACACAUGAAAAUGGUCGACAUAUGAAAGGUCGACACAUGAAAAGGUCGACGUGCGUUUUUUAACUUUUUUUUCUUUUGGGGAACUAUUCCAUGCUUUACGAUCCACGUGGACUACGAUUGGAAUGGUAAUCUGUGCCGAGCGAAGCGGUAGCGGAGCGAAGGCACCAUGCCCGAAGCAUGGCGAGCGAAGCGAGGGUUCCCCGUCACUUUACGCAAAAAACGACACCAUAAAAAGUUAAAAAACUCAUGUCGACCUUUCAUGUGUCGACCUUUCAUGUGUCGACCAUGUGUCCAUGUCAAUGUCGACCAAUAGUGGUCGACCUAAUGACUGUCGACCAUAACAUGGUCGACCAUUCAUACUGGAACCGUUCUGAACACCAGAAUUAUAGAUCUGACAGCUUGAUAUUCUCACAUCGGUAAUAAUUUUCUAUGUAAAUACAUGUAUGCAAACUGUAUUGUAGUUAUAGUAUUUCACGGACUGUUACCGGUCAUUGUAAAGUAAUACGUAUGUUUUGAUUCUUGUUUUAAAUUAAAGUGUUUCAUAUUGGUA